AUGGCACCUUCAGAGCAGUCAUGGGUUCCCCCCAAUCCUCCACCAGGGAUUCCAACCACCACACCAGCUACACCACCCGCCCGUUCGACCCCAGCCCGACGAUACGGCAAGAUCCAAGACGAAGGCGCCAAACGACAAGGAUGGCUCGAAGACCCCACAGACACAACAUGCCAAAUCCAGCCCAGUACCCUGACCAUAGCGGACCUCAUAAGCGCACACUGGUACGUCCGUACCGCGAAGCGUAACAUCCCAUUCCAAGUUGCAGAGAACGCCUUUGCACUCAGGAUACGCCAAUGA
Messenger RNA from Penicillium mononematosum, 297 nucleotides. RefSeq lists its product as uncharacterized. The record is from RefSeq and is a predicted model, not a curated record. NCBI's taxonomy places the organism in Eukaryota, Fungi, Ascomycota, Eurotiomycetes, Eurotiales, Aspergillaceae. Bases 1 to 297 code for a protein of 98 amino acids. The transcript has a single exon.